Aspergillus ibericus CBS 121593 is the source of this 2088-nucleotide messenger RNA. RefSeq lists its product as uncharacterized. The transcript is spliced from 2 exons. The record is from RefSeq and is a predicted model, not a curated record. NCBI's taxonomy places the organism in Eukaryota, Fungi, Ascomycota, Eurotiomycetes, Eurotiales, Aspergillaceae. Bases 275 to 1654 code for a protein of 459 amino acids.
UGUCAACUCGCGCUGCAAAGCCCUCAGCCUUGUGUGCUACUGACGUGUCCGCGCGGGGUCACUCGAGGCAACCAUCAGUUCCAUCUGUUGGGUUCCAUUGAUGCCCAUCGCAUUUUACCUACAAUCAUAGGAUGGAUCCCUAGAAAAUAUUUCAACCGCACUUCUCAUCUUCUAAAUAUUCUCCCAGGUUAACGGAGGGCUAUACCCACACAUUCGCAUAUCCUCACAACGGGCGAAUUCAAUACCCACAUCUUUCCCUACUUCAACCGUCAACAUGAAGAAAGACAAGAAAAAGAAAUCGAAACAAACAGUUAUGACUGACGAGCUCGAACUGCCACCACCGUCCCCUAUGCCCUCGGUCAAUGAAUAUCAUCAACCCCCAACCAGCCCUUACUCCACAGCUAUUGUACAGGUUAUUAUCGGCGGUAACGUCUACGGCGUCCCGGAGUACUACCUGCGUCCAUACCCGCGACUGAAUCCUUCCUACUCCUGGCAUCGUCCCAGUCUCGACGACAUCAACCCAGAUAUCGGACACACUCUAAUCCACUUCCUCUAUACCGGCACCUACCAAACCAUUGCACCGUCCACCAAUGACCCAUACUGUAAUCCUCGAAGUCGGGAAUUCGAAUGCAGCGUAUACGCCUACCAGGCCGCACGACGAUAUGAAAUCACCGGACUAGAAGAUAUUGCGAGGGAAUACAUGUGUACUUUCGAUGACUCGGUAACGACACUCGAAAUCCUGAACAUCGCGCGCAAGGUGUAUACGACUCUUCCGAGUGAAGAUGCUUGGUUUGAGACCUUCGUUCGCGAUAAACUCGUUUCUGCGUUUGAAUUGGAUGCAUUGCAGUUUAGGAAGGAUGUUGCGCAGUAUGGCGUCGGCACUGAUGUCAAAUUCGACCAGUUCUUGGUGGCGGCAGUCAUGGAGAUAUACUCUCAGAGGAUAGCCACGUUGGAGGAUGCUGUUAACAGUAAGGUCGAGGAUGAUCACGUUGAAGAGGUUCAUGAGGUGGCUGUUGAGGUCCCUGAGGCUGUUCCGGUAGAGGAGCCUUAUGAGGAACCCCCGCCUGUAUCCCCUGUCCCUUUUUCCCCUGUCCCUUUUUCCCCUGUCCUUGAUCAACCUUAUCAACCUCCAGCAUCAUCGUUCUCCUCUCCUCGACCCGUGAGGGAGCAAAGUCCUGGAUAUGAACCACUUGAACCGACAUCGGAACCAGAGCCUGAGCCUGAGCCAGCGCCGAUAUAUAAGGCAGAUCUCCCGCCUGAGCCUGAGCCUGUAUACGAUGCAGAACCCGAACCUCAAGCAGAAGCACUCCAUGAGCCAGAACCUGAAUUCGGUUAUGAAGCCGACCCUGAGCCUGAACCUGAGAUUGAACCUCCCGAGAUACCAGACAGUCCUCUCUACUCCAACUGGCAUACGCUCUCAUCCAAAGAUCGGAAGAAACGAGAGAAGAUGUUGGUGAAGAAAGGGCUUCCUAUCCCUGGUAAGGAUUUUGAAUUGGCACUACCAGAAGCUGAACCCCCGAUGGAACCUGAGCCGGUACUCGAAAUACCCGAAGAGGCUGAGCCAGAGCUCCCACCGACAUACGAGCCAGAAGAGGCUCAAGAGCCUGUACUUGAGCCACAGCCUCAGCCCCAGGAGGAUGAUGGGUGGUUUUAGCCAGUGCCAACAUCGAAAGAGAAGCCUAAGAGGUUCCUUGGGAGGUCGAUAGCCCCCAGUAUUGCAUAGGCUCCAUCAGAUACUCUCGUCCAACUUUCAUGAUUGCCUCGAUAUAGCGGUUUUUGCUCUGAGAUAGGUUGAAGUGAUAAGAUAUUGUCUUGCGUUUAAACAAUUUAUCAUCGGUUAUUCUUCUGGACUACCCAAUGCGAUGGACACUUACUCCGCCAUGGUUGUUCGGCACAGGAGAAAAUUGUUCAAGAAUUUCGGGAGUUGGCCUUGAGUCGGUAUUUGAAGAUAGUCCGGGGUUCAUCGGUAAUUAAUGUGGUUCCAAAAAGUAAGAUGGGGAUUCUGGGCUCGAAAUGGCAGUUUCUUUCUGUGCUUUUGUAGGAGGUUUAGAUAACCAAUGCCCCAGGCAUGAACUGUCACGGAACUCC